UUUUCGUUCUCGAGUGGAUGGGAUCCUCCACGGUGACGGUGCACAGAAGAAGGAGGAAAUUUUGACAUUUUUGAUUUUAUCUUUUUGUUAUUUUGGUGUGCAGGGCAGGGGCAGGGUGCAGUUCAUAGUAGGGAUCUUUUUCCGUGAGACCAUGGAAAAUAAAUAAUCAUUCAUCAUUCAUAAUUAAGCUACAAAAUAUAGUAAGUAAAAGUUACUAAAACAAAAGGCCUUUUCCACUCCUUCUGCAACUCAAAUCCCUUCGCACAAAGGCUAUAUAAUACAUGAUGUAGUGAGAGAGAGGGAGAGAGCAUGUACUAAAAUCCCAAGCUGAGUGGAAAGUGAACGAGAAAAAGAGCCCUAUCUCCACUCCUUCCACCACUAUGCACGAACCCAAUUCCAACAACAACGGCGCCCCCAAACGCCCUAAUAAGCCUCCACAGCCGCCCCUCUUCAUCCCGCCCGGCCACGUCGCCUUCCGCCUCCUCUGCCACGCCUCCCGCAUCGGCGGCCUCAUCGGGAAAUCCGGCUCCAUCAUCAAGCAACUCCAGCAGCUCACAAACUCCAGAAUCCGGGUCGAGGACCCGCCCCAGUCCAGCGACAAUCGGGUCAUCAGCGUCGUUGCGUCGCCGGCUACCGUCAAGCGAAUUAAACUCUGCGCCGCCGCGCUGAAUUACGGGGAGGAGAACAAUGGGGAUGCUGAAAUUGGCGCUGAUGGUGAGGACCUGUGGUUCGAUGUAUCGGCGGCGCAGGAGGGGAUAGUGAGGGUGUUUGAGAGGGUGGUGCAGGUGGCGGCGGAGGGUGACGCCGUGGCGGGGAUUGGUGGAGUGGUGUCGUGUAGACUGUUGGUCAGCAAGUUUCAGGGCGGUGCGGUUAUAGGGAAAGGGGGGAAGGUGGUCGAGAAGAUUAGGAAGGAUACCGGCUGCAAAAUUAAGGUUUUGGCGGUCGAAAAGAAUUUUUCGAGCUCAUCGUCCAUGGAUGAAAUUGUUGAGAUUGAAGGUCUUGGUCUGGCUGUUAAGAAAGCACUUGUUGCUGUCACUAGUCGCCUUCAAGAGUUUCCACCUCCCGAGGAAACAAGACCAUAUCCUGCCAGGCCUCUUGAAUCAGAACCCUUGCCACUUCAAACUGUUGAUCUACCCCUGCAGCGGAGCCCAAUAUUGCAAUCUACGCCUUCAAACUAUAUAAAUCAUUCCUGGGGAGGAGGUACAUCAUCAGUAUCUGAGAAGAUCUCCUAUAUGAACUCUACACUACCACAACUAGAAGUGGUUUUUAAGAUACUCUGCCCCAACGAACAAGUUGGUAGCAUUAUUGGCAAGGGAGGAUGUAUUGUUAAGUCUAUUCAACAUGAAACUGGUGCUUCUAUAAGUAUUGGGUCAAAUGUAGCAGACUGUGAUGAGCGAUUGAUAACAAUUACUGCAAUGGAGAGUGUAGAAUCUAAAUACUCCCCUGCACAGAAAGCAACUAUUGUUGUGUUUACUAGGUCUACAGAGACUGGUCUUUUGAAGGGAUUCCGUUCAGAUGCAAAAGAAUCACAUGUAUCAGCUCGAGUUCUGUUGGCAUCAAACCAAGUUGGUUGUCUAUUGGGAAAAGGAGGUACAAUAAUUUCAGAGAUGAGAAAGAUGACUGGUACUAGCCUAAGGAUCAUUGGGGGCGACCAACUUCCAAAUUGUGCCUCUGAAAAUGAAGAGGUUUUACAGAUUACAGGAGAGUUUGCUAAUGUACAAGAUGCUCUGUAUAAGGUGACUAGUAGGUUGCGAGAUAAUAUGUUCUCCACAAAAAUGUUGACUGGAAAUAGGAAUCGUAAUUCUUUGAGAACUGAGAAUGAUGCCUAUGGCUUUGUAAGAAAUCAUCCUGCUUUUGGAUCACAUCAAUCUUUAGCUGACUCAGACAAAAUGAAUGAGCACCAGUCCUUAACCCAGAGCAUGGAUCACCUUGCCAUUUCCAAUAAUAAUGAUCGAUUGUUGACGCCAAGUUCGUUCACAUCAGUGACUCUCUCUGGAGUAAACCAGGGAAAUAUUAUGGCUACUGGCAGAAGUUUACCUUCAGUUAAAAGUGUUGAAGAAAUUGGCAGUGGAAGCAGACCAACAAUCAUAGCAAAUACUAUGACUGUAGAGAUUCUUGUCCCUGAUGCUGUGAUUGGCUCCAUAUACGGGGAUGACAAUAGUGAUUUUGCUAGAUUGCGACAGAUAUCUGGAGCCACGGUCCUACUGCAAGAAGCUCAUCCUGGGGCAACACAGAGAACAGUCGUUAUAUCCGGGACACCAGAUGAAACGCAGGCGGCCCAAAGCCUGCUCCAAGCAUUCAUACUAUCUGGUUCAUAGCGUCGAACAUGACAGUUUUUGAAGAUUCUUUUCUAGUUUAUUAGUUUGCAUCUUCUCAAAAAGGGGGGCUGCCAAACUAAUUCCUAUAUAACAUUUUCCUGAUUGCGUAGCUAGUUUCUUCAUAGUGCACAGGCAAACUGUUGGCAUGACUGAUUAGUACAGAUGAAGAUUUUGAAUUAAUAUGAUAUAGUUACACGAA
Molecule: messenger RNA, 2517 nt
Organism: Salvia miltiorrhiza (redroot sage)
Lineage: Eukaryota; Viridiplantae; Streptophyta; Magnoliopsida; Lamiales; Lamiaceae
Product: KH domain-containing protein HEN4-like
Exons: 7
Coding region: 381-2318 (645 amino acids)
Biological process (GO): regulation of gene expression
Cellular component (GO): cytoplasm; nucleus
Molecular function (GO): mRNA binding
Source: RefSeq, a predicted model, not a curated record